CUUUACACAGUUGCUGAUAUUUAAAGUUAUAAGUAAGGUUUGUAAGGUUUAUAACCACUUGUUUACAUACCUUACUUUCAGGUAUGCCAUAUUUAAUUGUUAUACUUUUUUUUAUUUACAUCAAAUUAUCCUAAACUUAGCAUUCCAGUUGUUAUAAUAUUACAGAACUACCUAAUUUUGAAAUAUGAAAUAGUUUCUUUUAGCCAAAGGCCUCUGUUUGUUUGAAGAGAGUUUUUGUAAUAUUUUCAUGCUUACAGCCAGUAUGUAAAAUCAUCACACAUGAUAGAUUCUAAAUAAAAGGUGUCUUCAAGAGUCAGCACAGAAGACAGAACAAGAGAGGCAUAACCCAAUUUUUUCUGAGCAAUCAAUAGACACUAAUGAAUUGGCUGAAUAUCCAGGGCAGUUUUCAGUGCAGUAUCCUGCUCUACUCUAAAUUUAAAAAUUUAUAUAUUCCUCAGUUGUACUCUGUGUCAUUAUUAUGCAGACAUGUGGGACGUUCCAUGAAAUAUUUUAAAGUGAAAAUAUGUGGGGAUUUUUGAGAGUGAGGCAACAAGGAAUGAAGGAAGGAACAAAGGUCAGUAUUAACAGUGUGCCAGAAUGGGGAGUGAAGACCUUAAUUGGACUGAAUUUCACAGGCAACAAAAGGCCUGGCUAGAAAGUUCCAGGUCUGGUUUUACAGGACCUGCUUUGUUGCUGCUGCAUUUGUUCUCUAGUGCUGUGUUAACAGUUAUCCUUUCUGUGACAGCCUCUCUCCCCAGCCUUCCACACAGAGCAUGAAACUCUCCCUACAUCAAACUCCCAGUUUUGCAUGUGACCCUGAGUUGGUAAAAGUUUUGGUGCAGCUUGUCUGUCUGGUAUCCAGUUGUGGCAUAGUAGCUACCUUGAGACCAUGUUCCCAAGCCUCUUCUUCUAUUAUGAUAAGCCGAUGCAAGAGCGCUGAGACCAGCAAGAGAUGAUGGGUCAACAACCAGAGGAAGUGGUGGAUGGUUUGAGCACUGAGGAGCUGGAGUGUAAGAUCUGCUAUUGUGCUUAUAAUCUGUCCAGUCGGCGACCCAAAGUGCUCGAGUGCUGCCAUCGUUUGUGCUCCAAAUGCCUGGCAAAAAUUCUCAAUCUGGGUGAGUCACCCCCAAACUCAGUGGUCUGCCCUUUCUGCCGCUACGUUACUAGUCUUCCUGGAGAAGCUGGUGGCAGUCUACCGGAUGACUACAACUUGAUGACUGUGCUGUCCAUCCAAAACCAAUAUCUGAAUUUAAAGGGGAGCAAGGGUGAGAUUUUGCUCAGCCCCGGACAUCUAAAUUCUCUGGUGGGUCACUCAGCAUCGGCAUCGCCUUCAUCCAUAUGCUCCAACUAUGUGGUUAUCACCAUUAUGGAGUCACUACAGGAGCGUGCCAUUUCAGCAGAUCACCGCUCCUCCAGCCUGGACUCCAUGGCCUCAGUGACGCGACGCUGCACACUGUGGAACUGUACCACGCUGCUGUGCCAGGCAUCAGCCCGAAUUCUGGUGUGGAUCCUGGGGCUGUUGUACUUCAGCUCUCUGCCAACAGGUGUCUACUUACUCAUCAUGCAGAAAACCACUCUGGGAGUUCUGCUGAUCAGCCUAGUGCCUGUCAGUCUACUCAUGAUCAUGGUGUAUGGGAUGUGCCGGUGUGUGUUCCAUGAGUUUUGGGACUGUAUGCCACCUUAAGGAUCAAAACAGGGAUGUCUCCUCAGUGAUUGCAGCACUCUCUGGAUGUGCCAAUGGACUGACAGGUUUUUGAAAACCUCAGUUCUCUGUUCACAAAAUGACUGAGAACAAGAAGUCAUAGAAAAUAGUUUUAUUUCAAAAUAUAAUUUCUAACUAUCAAGUUAAUCUCUAGAAUGUAUGUAUCUUUAUACUACAGUACUGAUGAAAUUCUCAUAUUUUCUCAUACAUUCUCAUAUCUGAAAAUGUUGCUUACAUUUUUAAUGGUUGAUGAUUAAUUAUUUUAUGGCUCUGACAGUAGUUCUGGCUGGAGUUUAAAUGAAAGGUUUACCGUAUUUGCACUCAUUCUUAUACAAGAUCAUUUCUAUAGUAAUAUCUCACACACAGCUUGUAUAGCAGAUGCUCCAUAAUCUAAGACUAAUAAUAAACUGAUUUAAAAAGUGUUAAAAAGUGCAGCAUGUCAUUGAUUAAUUAAUUAAAAACUGUAAUUGCUGGCAAAUUGCUGUGGUACAAAACACAGGAUGUGCUGUCACAAAAAAUAUACCAUUCUAGCUAAUCUUUUUUGUCACAGGGAAAAUCUAUUUAUACUGUGCACUUUUUCUUAGAUACAAAAAGAACUAUUAAAUUCAACAGUUGACUAAUAAUCAAUUUGACUCACCAAACCUUAUGAUAACAUAUUCAAGUUCAUAAAAAGACAUGACCUAUGUCAAUUACCAGUUCGUGAAUUAUAUUUACUCUCAGCAUUCCUUUGAAAGAAAUUGCAAUAUAGCUUUUGAAAUGUAUAAAUAUAUUUUAUAUUUAAUUAUUAUGUCUACUAUUUCAUUUACCAUUUGUUUGAUUGUUUAUUGUGAAAUCAUGGUUAUCACUUAUUUCUCUACUGAAAAAUCUGCUAUGCUAUUCUUCAAAAUAUGCUAUUGUAACUACUGGCAGUCUCCCUUCUCUAGCCUUUGUUAUAGAUAUUUUGGGCAUUGUU
Pangasianodon hypophthalmus (striped catfish) is the source of this 2654-nucleotide messenger RNA. RefSeq names its product ring finger protein 182 (gene rnf182). NCBI's taxonomy places the organism in Eukaryota, Metazoa, Chordata, Actinopteri, Siluriformes, Pangasiidae. The coding region runs from base 953 to 1684 and encodes 243 amino acids. The record is from RefSeq and is a predicted model, not a curated record. The transcript has a single exon.